This is a messenger RNA of Electrophorus electricus (electric eel), 9057 nucleotides long. RefSeq names its product immunoglobulin superfamily, member 10 (gene igsf10). NCBI's taxonomy places the organism in Eukaryota, Metazoa, Chordata, Actinopteri, Gymnotiformes, Gymnotidae. Gene Ontology annotation, cellular component: extracellular region. The record is from RefSeq and is a predicted model, not a curated record. Gene Ontology annotation, molecular function: protein binding.
UGUUAAGCUCACAGGAGAAGUCUGAGUCUCUCUGGAUCUUACCUGGCUCUCCUAACGAGCGUUCGUUUACCGUCGUAAACCUUGGCGGGUGCUGCACAAUGGAAACUUAAUGGAUGCUACGACUAAUUGCUUGGAUUAUUUUUUUCGAUUCUGGAUUACCUUGGUUUAAGCAUGUUGACUGCGAAGUUCUAAAAACGUAAAUAAUUGCCAUCUUAAUUAAUUGGAUGGCCGUCCUUGCUGUCGGUAAAUUCGCUUGUUCCGUUGAUUCGGGGAUUAUUUCUUAUUUUUGAUUCUCAGGCCACUGGUGAUCGUGAGCGUGUGUGACUUAUUUGAAAAUUGUACGUUUAAUUUCCGAAGACAUGAAAAUGUUUUAACGAGAAGAUUUCAAUAAGAGAUUGCAUUAUUUACACAUUUGCCUAAUGUUACAUUGUGAAGUCUGUUUUGAAGGUUUCGUGGUUAUUGGAUAGCAUUGUUUCCCCUGCAGUGAUAAAUGGCAAAGUGAGAAUUUGAAAAUGAGCGAAUGCGACAGGCCAUCCCUGUCCAAAAUGUCUCUGUACCUGCGCUGGAGAUUCCUGACGGUCCUGAUGGUUUUGGCUGAGGCGAGCACGAGAAGCGUCGCCUGUCCCAAAUCAUGCGCGUGCUACGUUCCAACAGAGGUCCACUGCACCUUUAGAUACCUACCCACAAUGCCGAGCGAGAUUCAGCCGGCGGCUGAAAGAAUCAACCUGGGGUACAACAGUUUAACAGUCCUGAGAGAAAAUGAGCUGUCAGGGCUGACAAACCUGGAACUGUUGAUGCUUCACAGUAAUACCAUCCAUACCAUUGAAGACCGAGCCUUCCACAACCUUAAGGCUCUGCAGGUGCUAAAAAUGAGCUAUAAUAGAGUCAAAGAGCUGCGGAAGGAGACCUUCAUGGGCCUGGAUAAUCUGCUGCGUCUCCACAUGGACCAUAAUCAAAUUGAAUUCAUCCAUCCAGAAGCUUUCUAUGGUUUAACUUUUCUCCAGCUGGUCCAUCUCGAGGGCAACCUACUGCAACAGCUUCAUCCAGACACCUUUGUAACUCUGAGACAUAGCCAGAUUUUUAAAUUUUCUUCCAUCAAGACCAUUUAUUUAUCAGAAAAUGCAUUGACCACUCUACCUGACACUGUAUUCAGUGGCUGCUACCAGCUGGAGAAUCUGUUCCUUAAUGGAAAUGCCUGGUCAUGUGACUGUCAGAUGGAAUGGUUGGCAGAGUGGAUAGAGAAGAACCCAGGUGUCCUGAAAUGCAGACGAGAGAGAAAGCUUGCUGGAGAGCAGCACUGCCCCAUUUGUGAAUGGCCUGUUACGUCCAGAGGUCGCAAUAUUCUUCACCUGGCGGGUGACGCCUAUGCAUGUUCUAAGCCAUGGAUUCACCCCCAUUUGAAACAAAAGAAUAUCACCAUGGACGACGGUGGCUACACCCAAGUUUUUUCCAAGGACUUUAUUGCACCGAUUGGCAUGAUGGGAAUGAACAUCACGGACCAGUUCCGCAAUGAUGCCAGCAUAGCCUGCGUUGUCCGGAGACCACAGGGGCUAGACAGCAUCAACGUAACCCAUGGAGUAACAGGCGAAGAUGUUACGACUCUCAGCGCAAACGUGGUCACGUCACUCAUUUGCAAUAUUGACUAUGAGCAUAUGCGCCCGCUUUGGAGCCUCCUGGCCACGUACAGCGAUGUAGCCCUGAGGCUUGAGAGAGAGCUUCUCCUCACCAUGCCGCCGGAGAUGACGUACAAAUACAAGCAGGCGACUCCAGUGGAUGAUGAGAUCUUCACAGGGAUUGAGAUAGAGAUGAAAGCAAAUCCUGCAUGGUUAAUGCAAGGUGUCAUUAGCUUACAGCUGGACCGUACUACAACUACAUAUUCAACCCUAAAUAUAAAAUAUUCUUCCAGUGUUGAAAUGAAUAUUGAAACUAAUAAAGUUAGAAGGGACCAUUAUGGCUGGACCAUGAUCAAAAGGGACAACCGGACUAAGACUGAGACUUCAGUGGUUGCCGGUGGUGUGGUUGAACUUAGCUGUCAGACCCUUGGUGAUCCUAAACCCUCUGUAGAGUGGAUAUUACCCGAUGGAAGUAAAGUCCGCGCACCAUAUAGCAGUGAGGACAGGAGGAUUGUAAUAGCGGAUGACGGGAAGCUUAUUUUAAGAUCAGCUGAUAGCUCUGAUGCUGGUGUCUACCACUGCAUUGCUACAAACUAUCUCGAUGCCGAUGUACUUUCCUUCAGAGUCACUGUGUUGUCCCCAGACACCGAGGAGAUGGAUAUAAAUGGGCUUCAGUUCUCACGUUCAGUGGGUGAAAGCCUAUUUCUCGACUGUGAAGGGACAGGUAGCCCACAAGCCUCUGUUCAGUGGAUCCUACCAGAUAACUCCGUUGUGGACAAGUCCCAUGUAAACAGGAAACUCUAUCAAAAUGGGACGUUGGGAAUAAGCAAAUUGACUGAGAGAGACAGGGGAUUUUACAGAUGCAUUGCUGCUAAUCCUUUUGGGUUAGAUUUGCUAGUCUCCCUAAUAACUCUUUCAAGUAAUGGGCCGGAAGGUGCCAGACCAACGCAUGAGGAGGGGUCUGGUGAGAACGUGCAACCAAGCACAGAAAAUGUACUCUACAGCAAAGACAUCUCCACCAGGGUUAGCCAGGAGUCACGGACAGUUACCUCACACAGGCCUUACCCGAGACCCAGACCCCCAGUUCGUAGGGUACCAGCAAUUAGACGGGGUGAUAGUAGACGCACUGGGUGGACUAGAAGAGUGUUUGACAAAGCAUCCAGGAUAGUAGACCCUAAGAAAUUAGCUGAUUUUAUGAAGAGAUCUCAGAACAAUAAUUCUGGAAAUAGAGUGAACCCAUCAGAUAAGUCAAAGGCUAAUAAAGGACUUUCUGUGGACAACGAGAUAGGAUCAGGCAAUGUAGGGUUUGAAGGUUAUGUUACAAUUCCAGAUCAAGUCCAAACAACUACAGAAAGUCCAGAAAAUAAUUAUGAUAGCACAACCACUUAUCACCUGCAAGAGGACAUUGCUGCUGCAAUUACAGAGGAAGUAACAGAUGAUACAAGCAGUGUUACAGCUACAGAAAAUACGAGCACACUGACAUCAGGGUUGCCCUCCUACACUGAUGCCAUCCCAUUAGAUGCCAGAAUUACCUUUACAAAUUAUGACAUUCAAAAAGAUGAGACAACACCCUUUAUUGCGCCUCAAGGUUACACAGUCAGCCCUGGUGACAGCGAAUUGAACCAUCCUGAAAUGAAUACAAACAAGCCUUUACAACCAGUAACUUUAAAAUUUACAGUUACUGAGACUAUGAAUGAUAUGGACCUGCAGUUUUCUGGAGACAUACCAGAGACAGCAAUCGAAGCAAUGCCGCAUGUUUAUUACCAUAAUGUGACAUCCACAGCGGAUCAUCCAGCACAAAGGACAAAUCCUGUGGUCCACACAUCUACUGACCCUGAAAGCCAGACAAGUUUUACAGCAGUUACCACAACACAGAGAGUAAAAGAUGAGAUCACAUUUCACACUACUCAAAGAAUCAAGUCUCCUCGUCUCCCUUCUGGGUCCACCAUCAUCUCACGCCAACAGAUACACAUAAUUCCUCCCAAUAAGAAGCGACCAGGAAGGAGACGUAACUUUUCUAAUAGACGCAGGAUCAUCCGGCCAAAAAAGAUCACAGAUAUACAGUCUUUUCUUGAUAAAUUCAAAAGGCCACCUAUAAGGCAUGAGGGAUCUACCACUGUUCCAUACGCAGUGGAGCUGAGUGCAGACUGUGAUCAUGGGAAAAGAGGAAUGUACACUGAAAUAUCCAAGACAGCAGAAGAGCAAAGAAUAAUUAAUCCAACAACCAAACCUCCCGUGCCAACCCUCUCUUUAAGAAAGAUACAAAAACUCAUCACAACAACACAAAGCACACCAUUUGUUACUUCAGCAAAGGCAAUUCCUAAGACAAGUUCAUUCACAACUGAGAAGCAACUGAAGUCUGAUGCCCGUAAGCAAGAACCAACACAAGAGCCCAUGAAAACAUUUUCAACCCCCCUUACAACUACAACCACAGCCAUUAAGUCUUCAAAAGUCAUACAAGGAAAGAUACCAUGGCACAGAUUAUUUGGAAAUAAAAAGAACCAGCGAGAAAUCCUUAAAAGGCUUAGAAAACCUGCUAAAACAUCCACUACAACACAGAGUACAACACCAGUUAGUACCUUGAGCACCACAGCCAGCUCAAGGGUCAAAGCUACUCUACCCACUGCAACAUCGCUGGUCGCACCUGCAACUGCUUCUCCCCUUGUGAUACAAAGGAAUCAAGACAAUUUAGAGAUAUCCUCUGAUGACUCGUCAGGUUCCUCAUCCAUCACAGAACCACAGACUUCUUAUGAAAUCAUAACUUCAUUUACAACUGCUAGUCCCUCUAACAGUUACCAUAAAACUGCAAUAUCAUACACAGCUUUUACCACACCAGAAUAUGUAUCCAGGCUAUCCACAACAAAGAUUUCCCAAAUUAGUCCAAUUCUACCGGUCCCACCAACAUCUCGAACUACCUUCAAGGAAGAUACUUUUGAGUCAAUAUCUUCAGGCUCUGACUCAGGAGGGUCUAGAAGGUUUCCUGGCAGAUCUUGGGGAAAUCGAAAACCAGGCUUCCACAGGCGACGUUUCAGAGGAAAAAGACCAAUAAAGAAAACAACCACACAAGCUCCAACAACCAAAACUACUGUAUUCAAAACCACAAAUGCACCACAAACCAUCUCAAAGGUAUAUAGGCCCUUGUAUACACUUGCUGGAGAAGCAGAAAAAUUCUCAGUAUUCAUGUCACAUGGUAAAGAAUUGAGACACCCAUCCAAAAUCACAACCAUCCCAAAAUCUUACUUUACAGCCAGUGAGCCCACAGCAACCUACCCAACAACCUAUAGGACAACUAAUGCAGUAAGACCACACACCACACCACUGACACAGCUCCAGAAGAGCACUCACAUCAAACCUCCUGCAAGAAGAGGUGGAAGAUAUGAAACACCAAGAAGAGCAAGACCAAAGAUAACGGACAGCAGACACAGGGGCCGGCUUCAGCAACCCAAGUCAACAACCUCAUCUUCCGGGGAAAAGAAAGGAUCUAAGACGAGGACUGGUCCUGGGAGCUCAGUCAGUCGCACAGUAUCUGUUCUCACAGAGGAGACUUACACCAGUCCCUCAGUUCCACAUAGCAGCUGUAUUACUAGUGGUGUUUCAAACACUUAUGAUCACACCACACGGUAUGAUACCACACCAACAAAUACUGUUGGUUUUGAGUCAUCUACUCAGGAUAUGACAUCAAAGCCAAGAAUUGUUGGGGGAAAUGCAGCCAGUUUUACAGUUCAGUCAGACUCUGAUGCUUUCCUUCCUUGUGAGGCUACCGGAAACCCUGAACCUGUCAUCUUCUGGAAACGAUUCUCUUCAAGUACAGGCAGUACUUUGACCAUUAAAGGCAGUAUGGGUAAAUUUCAGGUAUUCAGGAAUGGAACACUGUUGAUUCAGAAUGCAAACGUCAAAGACCGGGGACAGUAUUUAUGUUUGGCAGAGAAUGACUAUGGCUCUGACAAACUCCUUAUCAUGCUGUCAGUGGUGGCUUAUCCCUCACGGAUACUUGAGCCAGGAGUUAGAGACAUUAAGGUUUACUCUGGCAAAACAGUUGAGAUGAGAUGCAAGGCAGAGGGCAGGCCAGUGCCUGUGGUGUCAUGGAUUCUGGCAAACCGCACUCAAGUUAUGGGUCAGGACAACGGGCGAGGCAGAGUAACAGUCACACCGGAGGGCACUCUGGUUAUCCGGCAGGUGUCGGUUUACGAUCGAGGACGUUAUAAGUGCGUUGCUAGUAAUGCAGCUGGUGUAGACUCAGUUACUAUGCGUCUACAAGUGGUGGCAGCGCCUCCUAACAUAUUAGAGGAGAAACGGCAGCUGUUAAGGGCAAAUACUGGGCAAGGUGUGUGGAUGCCCUGUACUGCACAAGGAGACCCUCAACCCACCUCACACUGGGUCUUGUUUGGUGGCACUGUUGUAAGACCCCCUAAAACUGAUUCUAAGGUGUCCGUGUUUCCUAAUGGUACGCUACACAUGAAAAAUCUGGAUGUCUCGGACAGUGGAAAAUACGAAUGCAUUGCUACAAGCUCCACUGGAUCAGAGCGGCGGGUGGUUACUCUGUCUGUGAAAAAAAUAGAAACUGCUCCUCAAAUUGUUGAGACAUCAGAUUGGAGGACUGAGCUGGAAUAUGGUGGGAACCUUCAUCUUAACUGCUCUUCAACUGGGAAUCCCAAACCCAGCAUUAUUUGGAGGCUUCCUUCCAAAUCCCUUGUGGACCAGUGGCACAGAAUGGGCAGUCGCAUCCAGGUGCUGGAGAAUGGCACUCUUGUCGUUUACUCGGUGAGUGAGAAGGAUGCUGGGGACUACCUCUGCGUUGCUCGCAGCAAGGUUGGAGAUGACCUACAGCUAAUGAAGGUCUCUGUGUCCAUGAAACCCGCGAAAAUCGAACCCAAGGUUGUUGGCAAGAAGAAGGUCCCAUAUGGCAAGGACAUAAAGGUAGACUGUAAGGCCUCUGGUGCCCCAAUACCUGAGAUUUCGUGGGGCUUGCCCGACGGCACUUUGGUGAACAGUGCCCUUCAGGCAGACAGCAGCCGAGGAGGUCGCGCCAAACGUUAUACUUUGUUUGAUAACGGAACCCUUUAUCUCAACGAAGUGGGCAUGGAUGAAGAGGGGGACUACACCUGUUAUGCAGAGAACACCCUGGGUAAGGACGAAAUGCAUGUUCACAUCACUGUGGUGAGUGCGCCGCCUCAGAUCCGCCCCCCAAGCCGCACCUACGCCAAAGUGAAGCCAGGGGCGAACAUCCGCUUUGACUGUGAGGCCGCAGGGGAACCCAAGCCCAAGAUCCUGUGGAGGCUACCAUCAAACGACAUGAUAGCUGCAUCCAAUGAAAGAUACUUAAUGCAUGUCAAUGGAUCUCUUGAUGUCCGGGACGUUAAAUUAGCCGAUGCUGGAGAGUAUGUCUGCAUGGCGCGCAACGCGGCAGGUGAUGAAAGCAAAGUGUACAAGCUGGACAUUGAUGGCAACCCACCUGUAAUCAAUGGUUACUACCAGAACAGGACAGUGCUAAAAGAUACAGCUGCAAAGUACUCUAGGAAGAUGAUAGACUGCAAGGCAGAAGGGAAGCCACCACCGAAGAUUACGUGGAUAAUGCCAGGCAAUAUCUUUCUCUCGGCCCCUUACUUCGGGAGCAGAAUCAAUGUCCAUUAUAAUGGGACUUUGGAGAUUCGCAAUGUUAGACCUACAGACACGGCAGAGUUUAUAUGCAUGGCACAGAAUGAUGGCGGUGAGGCUGUCAUGGUGGUACAGCUGGAGGUCACCAGCCAGCUCAUGAGGCCCAUUUUCAAAAACCCUUUUAAUGAGAGGCUCUUGACCCAACUUGGGAAAACCACGGUCCUUAACUGCUCUGCUGAUGGACAACCUCCUCCCAAUAUAUUGUGGACUUUACCCAACGGUACCCAGGUCACCAGCAGCUCUAACAGGGGCUCCCAGUAUCAAAUUGGCAAUGAUGGCACCUUUGUCAUAUAUAACCCGAGCAAAGAGGACACCGGAAAGUAUCGCUGUGCUGCCAAGAACAAGGUUGGCUACAUUGAGAAGCUGAUUGUGCUAGAGGUUGGACAAAAGCCUUACAUUCUGACACGCCCAAGAGGUAUUAUCCACAGGAUGUCAGGGGAAAGCCUCUUUCUUCACUGCCUGGCUGACGGAAGCCCUCGUCCCAGCGUCUUUUGGACUAUCCCUGGGGGCCACGUCUUGAGCCGCCCUCGGUCUGCUGGCCGCUACCAAUUAAUGGACAAUGGGACACUGGUCGUCCAUCAGACCAACCCACAUGAUCGUGGGACUUACACGUGCAGAGCAAAGAAUACUGUUGGGGAGGCCUUUCUCACUGUGCCCGUGGUCAUCACCGCAGUUUCACCGCGCAUUACUAAAGGGUCUCCACCAGCUGUGAAAGUCAUAACAGGUACUCCUGUGCAGCUACACUGCAUUGCUUUUGGGAUACCGAAACCAGAAAUCACCUGGCACCUGCCAGAUCGAUCGGUUCUGUCCACAGCUGGGAAAGGACGUCCUACAGGCAGCGAACUGCUCCAUCCGCAGGGGACACUCAUAAUCCAGAAGCCCACAAGAGCAGACUCAGGGCAAUACAAGUGCUUAGCAACUAAUCACCUUGGUACAGACAUCAGAGUCACAUAUGUGAGAGUAAUCUGAAAGAGGCAGUAACGGUCAGCAGAUAUCCUUCAAAUCAUAAGACAUCAUUGGUAAGGCAAACAUCUCAAACACGCGUAUUUCCAUCAGAUCAUCUGAUCCUAUUUACAUUGAUAUUAAAUUACAGGGCCAGCCAGAGAACAAUAUAAAAGUUUCCUUAACUCUCUGUCACACUGGUGCUAAGUAACAUGAAGGAAAACAAAAAGGCUUGUGAAUGUUUGCAGGUACAGUGCACAUCUGGCAGCUGCCGUGGAAACAGAGACUUGUGACAAAUCUGGAGUCGCUCUGAUAUUUCACAACGGAUAUGAAAACAAAUAGUGCAGUGUCAGGCUCAGGCAUUAAAACAACUGGAGCUGUUAUUGUAAAUUACAGGUACUGCUUUGUUAUUGUAAAUUAAUGUGUAAGAGUGUACAUGGAAAUUUGAUGCCUAAAAUUGUUAAGCAGUGAAUUACCAACUCAUAUUUUAUAAAACUAGUUUAUAUUUUUUUCUAAACAAUUGUUUUGCAUCAGUGCAUUGUGAUAUUUACAAGUGAAAGUAUUUUUGUUGUUUAUUUCUUUGUUUUUUACACUGAAUUAAUAUAUUUUGAGGGAGAAUAUCAAAUGUUUGGUUCUAAUAAUACUAUGUGGUUUGCCCUCAUGUCACUAGAGAAACAAAUACAGUAUUUGUUUUUCAUGCAAAUAUGAAAGUCAUUUGCCUUUUCCAUAAUCCUAACAAACACUUUCUCAAUGUACAUAUACAACUUUAAUAUAUUCAUGUGGAUUUUAUACUUCAUAUCUACUGUCUUUGUGACCCAGAGACAAAAUUAAAUACAUACAUAUGGUA